UUUUUGAUGUGGGCCAUAAACUCAUGUGUAUCCUCCACCAUGGACAGUGAUUUACAACACAACAGCUCUUUGUAAUCUGAGGCACAUGGUUAAAACGCAUGGACAUCAUUUCAAGCUUUUACAAGUAUCUGUGAAAUUUAGAAGGCAUGAACAAUUUGCUGGCACCGGCUGACAAAGCAUCUAUUAUAGGCUGUCCAUUUAAAGACUGUCCACAUUUCUAAACGUCUUAGUACUGAAGUAUCCUACACCAUCUGCCUCUUCACAAGUGCAAAUGAAUCGAAAAAUAAUUGCGUUGGUCGUCAUGUCACUUCCACUGAUUCUGAGCCCCCAGGUUUUUGGGCUCGCGACAGACGGUUUGAGCAAUCUGCAAAAUAUUGCAGGGAAGCUCAGCUUCAUUCAGAGGGAAGGAAAUGUGACUUAUCUGCGGGACAAGGAGCUGGCAACGGAAGUUCCAACCGAGGCAAAGUUCGAACUGUUCGAUCCAAUGAACACUUUACGCACCGCCAGAUUCAACUAUACCUGGGACUUCGGCAACGGAGAGGUGCUGAAGGGAUCAGAGCCGUCUGUGCACUAUAACUACUCAUCCUCUGGAAACUACACUCUGCGGCUGAGAGUUGGGGCCCAAGUGAACACAACCUCUACUCCACUAACUGGGGUAUACACCAUAGACGUUACAGUUUUGGACGCCAUCAGAAAUAUUGAGUUGAAGAGCCCUCUGAUUUUCCAGGUUUCCAGAAACAACAGUCUGGCUGUUCAUGUGGAUGGAAGUCCUCCCAUGUGGGUCUGUUGGAGGUUCCUACAGAACUGUGUAUCAGCAACCCCUACAGGCUGUCACCUGACCAUGCUGUAUGAGAACACCAUGAUACUGAACCACACCUUCACAGCUUUAGGAGUCCACUGUCUGGACAUCAGCGCCCGCAACGACAUCAGCAAACUGCAGACCUCCUACAACAUCUUUGUGAGGAGAGAUCCCUCUAUUAACCUGCUCUUCAUCAUGAUGUGUGCUUUGAUCGUCUUGGCAAUCCUCGCCUUCAUCAGUGUUAUAGCCUGUCGCCAUAAGAAAGGACGCAACAACAAACCACAGAUGUCUAAGUCCAGUAACGCCACUUACUCCAGCAUGAACAUGGAACUGCAGCCACAACAGGACAUCCCUGAUAUCAGUAGUGAUAUCUAUGUGUCCAGUUCAAAGAAAGAAGAGGUCCAACCCCUUCUACAGCACGGGACCAGAUCUGUCGCCAACUCCUACCGCAGCUAGUCUUCAUUUACACACAUUGAUUUGAGCUUUGUGUUGGACUGAUUCAAGUCAAAUGUUAAUAGUUUGCUAUCAAUGUAUAGUUUGAGAUGAAUAUACAGUACCAGUCAAAAGUUUGGACACACCUACUCAUUACAGGAUUUUUCUUUAUGUUUAUUUUCUACAUUGUAGAAUAAUAGUGAAGACAUCAAAACUAUGAAAUAACACAUAUGGAAUCAUGUAGUAAGCAAAAAAGGAUUAAACAAAUGAAAAUAUAUUCAUAUUAAAGAUUCUGCCUUGAUGACAGCUUUGCACCCUCUUGGCAUUGUCAUUCCAAUAUCACAUGAAUACACAUUAGACAUGGCAAAAGUCU
Messenger RNA from Salmo salar (Atlantic salmon), 1604 nucleotides. RefSeq names its product transmembrane protein 130. Lineage: Eukaryota; Metazoa; Chordata; Actinopteri; Salmoniformes; Salmonidae. Gene Ontology annotation, cellular component: plasma membrane. The record is from RefSeq and is a predicted model, not a curated record.